AUGCUGAGGCGUCUCAGACUCGGCCUGCGUAAAGUGGAGAACGAACGUCUUGGGCGCGUGGAUCAAAUGGUGCAGUUCCACAUCGACUUUCCCUGGCCGUUUGCGAGCAGGGACGCGUGUUUCGAGGUGUUUGCUGUGGACGACUUCGAACGGAAUUCGCAAAUUGUCGUUAAAAUGAUUACUCUGGACAACUCCUGCAAGACGCCGAGGCAAACAAUGACGAUCCCCGAUCCAGCCCGGCGUGUGGAGAGGAUUCUUGUGGAUGGUUCCUUAGUGAUAAAGCCUCUCGGCCCCGACUCGUCUCUGUUGUCUCUCCUUUGGCACGAGAACUGCGGGAUGCGCAUCCCAGUCUUCAUGCUUGACUUUGCGACGAAGCUAUUUGCACGGUCGGCCUUUGAAGCGUUCAGGACAACCUGCAUUUCAGCAAGGGACGGGGAGCUGAAGCGGAGGCGAUCUUUAAAUGAAAACCUCUACAGCUUCAUUGCAGACCGCCUGGUACAAGUCGGCCUCAUGCCUACCUCGCCGCCGCGCUCUGUCGGAGAUGAAGAGGAGGGACGCGAAGACCUUUCCAAGUUGUAG
Eimeria mitis is the source of this 579-nucleotide messenger RNA. RefSeq lists its product as uncharacterized. The coding region runs from base 1 to 579 and encodes 192 amino acids. The record is from RefSeq and is a predicted model, not a curated record. The transcript has 5 exons. Lineage: Eukaryota; Apicomplexa; Conoidasida; Eucoccidiorida; Eimeriidae.